This is a messenger RNA of Cyprinodon tularosa, 730 nucleotides long. RefSeq names its product glycolipid transfer protein-like. Gene Ontology annotation, molecular function: ceramide 1-phosphate binding; ceramide 1-phosphate transfer activity. Gene Ontology annotation, cellular component: membrane; cytosol; cytoplasm. The record is from RefSeq and is a predicted model, not a curated record. The transcript has 5 exons. Gene Ontology annotation, biological process: intermembrane lipid transfer; ceramide transport. NCBI's taxonomy places the organism in Eukaryota, Metazoa, Chordata, Actinopteri, Cyprinodontiformes, Cyprinodontidae. Bases 60 to 686 code for a protein of 208 amino acids.
AGCAAACAGUUCCGGGUUUUUCCUCUUGUCUCCUGCAGCUUUAGUCACAGGUCGGCACCAUGUCUCUUUUAUUGGACAAUCAAUUUAAAGAACUUCCUGAAGACAAGUCUGUGGACACCAAGACCUUCUUGGACAAUGUUUCCAGCCUGCCUUCGUUUUUCGACUGCUUCGGAUCAAGCGUGUUUUCAAUCAUCAAGAAGGACCUCAAUGGAAACAUAACAAAAAUAAAAGCAGUUUAUGUUCAGGAUCCUGCAAAGUACGCCACCUUGCAGAAUAUCCUAGAAGCAGAGCGAGAAGCCCACAAAGAAUGGCCUAAAGUUGGAGCAACAUUGGCUCUGAUGUGGCUCAAGAGGGGUCUCCGUUUCAUACAGGUUCUGCUGCAGAGUUUGGCCGAUGGAGACAGAGAUGAGAACAACCAGAACCUUAUCCGGAUCAAUGUCACCAAAGCCUAUGAGCAGACUCUGAUAAGAUACCACAGCUGGGUGGUUCAGAAAAUUUUUAAGGCAGCACUAUACGCAUCUCCCUACAGAUCAGACUUUCUUAAGGCCCUUUCAAAGGGAGAAGAAGUAAAAGAAGAGGACUGUAUGGCAAACCUGCGUACCUUCCUGGUUAACUACACGGCCACUAUAGAUGCCAUCUACGAGAUGUACACAAAUCUAAACGCAGAGCUGGACUACACCGUUUGAUGUAGGAGGAUAAACCUAGACCAGAGGUUCAGGAUGACUGAUGG